GAACGAAUUUUACCGCAUGGAAGGCAUGAAAUACCAUUUUCAUUUACUUUACCAAAAACAUUACCAACAUCGUUUGAAGGAGAAUUUGGUUUUAUUCGAUAUACAUGUAAAGCAAUAUGUGAACGUCCUUGGGAUGUUGAUAUCGUAUCAAAACGAGCAUUUACUGUUAUCGGUAUUGAGGAUAUUAAUCAAGAUCCUGAGGCAAUGGAGCCAGUUUGUGAAACAGAAUGUAUUUCAACGGUGAAGCACUGCUGUCAAAAGCAAGGCUCUAUAGGGGUCAAAAUAUCACUUGAUCGGACAGGUUUUACACCUGGUGAAAAAAUUCAAGUGAAUACUUUGAUAACCAAUGAUAGCACCAAAAUGAUACGAUCCCUUAACAUUAAAAAUGAAACAAUACGUUGAUUACAGG
This is a messenger RNA of Loa loa (African eye worm), 409 nucleotides long. RefSeq lists its product as hypothetical. Gene Ontology annotation, cellular component: cytoplasm. Lineage: Eukaryota; Metazoa; Nematoda; Chromadorea; Rhabditida; Onchocercidae. The record is from RefSeq and is a predicted model, not a curated record. Gene Ontology annotation, biological process: protein transport. The transcript has 2 exons. The annotation marks the transcript as partial.